AUGGGGGGAAAGUGUAAGUCUGACGGGGUUAUUUUAGGUCAGCCAUGUGACUAUUCCUCAGGAUUCGUAACGAUUAACUUGAACAACGCUUCAGGAUGCAAACUUCUCAAAAUAUACGAUCCCCUUGUGACAUAUACAGUGUACUUUGCUCCAAAUUGCCGAUUUUUUAUUCCGAAAGAAGGUGAGGUGGUUGUGCAGCCCUCAAUGCCUCUUUAUCGAUUUUUGAAAGGAAAGCAGAAAGUCGAAAUUGAAUUUGCAGUGUUUGGAGCCAAACAAUCUAGUAAGAUUUUACUAAGAAAAGAAGAAAAUAGACUGUGCUCAUGGAAUGGAAAUGUCGAACAAACGAAAAACAAAGGGUGUAAGGAUAUGACAAUAGAUGAAGCUCAAAAUCGGAUGAUCUUCAAAGUUACUAUUUCUCGUGACAGCAAUGAAGAUUACGUGACGUAUUCCUGGGGACCUCCUGCUAAACCUUUAACUGUUACUCUCGACUGGAAUCGAGAAGGCGAAGCACCGGAGGUGGCAGAAUGCAAAAGUAGGUUUCAUGAAAAAUCAUCACAUCGUACUAUUCGCGUCCUUAUUCAUUAA
Molecule: messenger RNA, 585 nt
Organism: Echinococcus granulosus
Lineage: Eukaryota; Metazoa; Platyhelminthes; Cestoda; Cyclophyllidea; Taeniidae
Exons: 6
Coding region: 1-585 (194 amino acids)
Source: RefSeq, a predicted model, not a curated record